CAGGUGCGUGCCCGCCCCCGCCCUCCCGUCCGUCAGUCCGUCAUGGACCGUCAAGUGGAGCUGGAAUUGGAGCCUAAAGUCUUCGUGUUCACCGCUCUCGCCCUACUGGUGGCCGCCGCCGUUCUUUUUCGCCGUUGCAAAGCCGGCUCGGUCGCCUCCUCCCCGACUGCCGCCUCUACCUCCUCCGCAGCCACCUGCGCAGACGACGAACCUCCGUCCAGGCGGUCUGGUGAUCAUCAGCAUCAGGCUGUCCAAGAACCUAAAGCAGAUUCAGCAAAAGAACCAGAACCCGUCCAAGAGUCUACAGAAACUGCCUCUGCAACAGAAGACAGCCUCCCUGAACCAGUUUGUGGAUCAGAACCUGUUUCAGAACCAGAAUGUGUUCUCAAAGCAGCGUCGAUGCCAGACACACUUUUAGAACCACCACAGAGACUUAAAGUCUUAGAACCUUUGCCCGACCCUGACAACAAAUCCGGUGAAGAAAGAGUUUCUGAACCCAAGCCCGUUUUAGCAUCUCAUUCAAGUUCAGAAACUGCCACUCAACCAGAACCCAUUGCAAGACCUGAACCAGAACCAAAACCUGCAUGUGAAACACUUUUGGGACGAGAACCAGUUCCUGAAAUUGCUGCAGAGCCAGAACCUGUACGUGAAACACUUUUAGCACCAGAACCAGUUCCUGAAACUGCUACUCAGCCAGAACCUGUACGUAAAAUACUUUUAGCACCAGACCCAGUUCCUGAAACUGCUACUCACCCAGAACCUGUACGUGAAACACUUUUAGCACCAGAACCAGUUCCUGAAACUGCUACUCAGCCAGAACCUGUACGUGAAACACCUUUAGCACCAGAACCAGUUCCUGAAACUGCUACUCACCCAGAACCUGUACGUGAAACGCUUUUAGCACCAGAACCAGUUCCUGAAACUGCUACUCACCCAGAACCUGUACGUGAAACACUUUUAGCACCAGAACCAGUUCCUGAAACUGCUACUCAGCCAGAACCUGUCAUAGAAACACAUAAUGUUCUCGAAUCCUCAGUAAAACCUCUACUGGACCAACUUUCAGAUGCAGAGCCCUCUGACCCAGAACCAAAAGCAGUACUCCUAGUUUCUGAACCAGUAUCACUAGCUCAGGUCGUUCCAGAAGUAGAACCAGCUCCAAAGCCAGUGUCAGAGCUACAGUCUGAAUCAGAAUCUAAAAAGGUCUUGGAGGUUGUGACGGAAAAGGUUCUGGUCCCCCUGGAUGAGUCUGUGUUGGCAACACUCUCAAGAUCUGACCAGGAGAAGCCUCCAGCCCCCGAAGCUAAUGCAGCACCGGAGCUCAAUGCUGCGGCGGCGGCGGCGGCGGAUGACGACGACAAAGUGACGUUCACGCCCGGGAAGAAAGCAAGCAAGUUUGAGACGCUGAUGACCAAAGAGGAGAUUGAGGAGGAGCAAAGCUAAUCCGUGACUUCGACAAAACCGAACGGAAGACGAGUCAACUAAAGCAUGUGAUGAUUUUGAAAUGCUGAAAGUGGAUUCAAUAGGGGGGGGGGGGGGAAAUAGAAAAUAAAAUUACUUUAUGCAAACAAGUAGAAAGUUUAAUUACUCCCUGUCUAUCGAUCCAGGUUUUGGGAAAAAAAAUGUUUGGGUUGAGCAUUUAAGAUCUUUCGGAAUCAAGAAAGACAAAUGGAAGCAAAUAUCUCUUGUUGAUGUUUUGAAGGUCAUUUGACACACUUUGCAAUCCCUCAUUGGUUAAUGAAACCUUGUAUCCAUCCAUCUGUUUGUCCAUCCAUCCAUCCAUUUGUCCAUCCAUCCAUCCGUUUGUCCAUCCAUCCAUUCGUCCAUCCAUCAUGUUCUCCCAGGGUGCAACAGGAGCAGCUAGCAGCUAUCUUCAUGCUCCUGAGGGAGAACGCAGAAGCUCUGGGUGACGUGACGGAGGGCGACAUGGAGGAGCAGCUCAAACUCUACUCGCUGUGACCACGUUGCAAAAAGUCAUCGCAGGGCGUUGGAAGCCACGUGACAACU
This is a messenger RNA of Syngnathus typhle (broad-nosed pipefish), 2004 nucleotides long. Its product is annotated as E3 ubiquitin-protein ligase RNF12-B-like. The coding region runs from base 43 to 1440 and encodes 465 amino acids. The record is from RefSeq and is a predicted model, not a curated record. The transcript is spliced from 4 exons. NCBI's taxonomy places the organism in Eukaryota, Metazoa, Chordata, Actinopteri, Syngnathiformes, Syngnathidae.